Messenger RNA from Sesamum indicum (sesame), 3736 nucleotides. RefSeq lists its product as uncharacterized. The record is from RefSeq and is a predicted model, not a curated record. Lineage: Eukaryota; Viridiplantae; Streptophyta; Magnoliopsida; Lamiales; Pedaliaceae.
CCUAACAGAAUAAUGUACACAGUAAUGGCGGGUGGAUCCUUACGUAGUACUCAAGUGUAUCUAACUUCAUGGUGGGUGGAUCCUUAAGUCCUCCAUUGGCCAUAGAUCCAUUUAUCGACUGAAUGUCCACAAUACAGACCUGCUGCUCAUAGCAUUUUUCCCCGACCCAAGAGACAUCUCUCUCCGCGUCCUUCUCCAUAUGGCGGAGGACGACGACGCUGAGACGUUCGGAGAGUUCGCUUUCGCUUCCUUUCAAUCGAAUUCUCAAUCCAACGCCCCGGAUUCGUUGCCCCACGAAGAAGAAGAUGAUGAUGAUGAAUGGGGCGAUUUCGUCAAAUCUCCGCAGCAGUCGGAACCCUCCCACCCUUCUCUCAAGGGACAUCACCCAUCAGAAUCACCGCCUUCGUGGGUGAAGCCCAGCGGCGCUUUGCCGCUAUCAAUUUUUGGGGAAGCUGAGGAGGAGGAAGACAAUAGCGCUGUUGCUGGGGAUUUUAAUCAAGGAAAAAGCAGUGUAGUUGCUGGGCAUUUCACUUCCACUUUAGCUGUUAAAGAUGUAUCGAAUUCGCAGAAGUUUAGGUUUGAUGAUCUGUAUAAUGGAUUUUCACAGAUCAAACCCGAAAAGGCCCCUGGUGCCAAUGCCACUGGCUGGGUUGAUUCAGUUGCGAAUGGAGUUUAUUCUAUCUCAAAUCAAGAUGCGGCUAGAUCAGCCGUUGUUGAGUCGAAAAAUGUAGAUUUGGAUACUAUUGUAGGUAUUAGUGAUCACAGUCAGCUCACAAACCAGAGCGACAAUGACGAGUUUAGUUUUAAGUCCUAUGUGCCCAAUCAAAGUAAGAACAUUGAUCUUUUUCGUGGCUGGAGUCCGGAACUUAAUGGAUUUAGCUAUAAUUUGAACACGAUGGCUCCAAAUGUUCAAAUCUCAAGUUCAGAGUUAGAUACGAAUGGACAGUUAGAUGCUUCUGCUACUGCUGUUGAUGAUGAUGGGGAUGAUGGGUGGGAAUUUAAGGAUGCAUAUUCAGAAUCGAGGGCUGAAGAAGUGAAUACUAAUGUUGAUGUCACGGUGCGUGAAGCUUCUGAAAGAAGUGCAUACUCAUCUGGGAGUGUAAGUGGCCCAAAUGAAUCACUUGACUUGUUUGGGACUGCAGAUGGUGAUUUCAAUUCCCUCGCGAAGUCAAAUGCAUCAGUUGAUUAUUUGGCUACAUCAAGUGGUAUUUUGAGCACUUCCCAGGAAGUGGAUCUGUUCGGUGUUCAGCCAAGUACAACAACUCUACAUGGUUUUACUUCAGAAACAAACUCAAAUAUCAACCAAAAUGACAUCAGAGGUCCAUCAGACCAUAGUCCAGAUGUUGGAAACACAGAAUUAGGUGAAGGUUUUGGAGGGUUUCCUGGUGCUUCUGCAGAAACUGGACACAAGCAUGGGGUUGAAAACGGGGCACAUGAAGUUUCUCAAAGAAGCGCAUAUUCAUCAGGGGCUGUAAGUGGCUUAAACAAUUCACUUAAUUUGUUUGGGACUUCAAACGGAUCAAUCAAUUUCUUUACAAUGUCAACUGAAUCAGUUGAUCAUUUUGCUGCGUCAAGUGGUACUUCUAGCUCUUCGCCUGAAGUGGAUUUGUUUGGUAUUCAGCCAAGUAUAGCAACUCUAAAUGGUUUUACUCCAAAUACAAACUCAAAUAUCAAACAAAAUAAUAUUAAAGGUCUGCUAGACCAUAGUCCAGAUGCGGGAAUUGCAGAACUUGAUGAAGACUUUGGAGAGUUUACUGCUGCUUCUGCAGAAAUGGGAUCAGAGCCUUUGGAAGUACCCCCUAAUGAUGUUCUUUCUCCCUCUAAAGAUGCAGUAUCAGCACCAUUCGGUGAACAACAGGGGAAAGAUAGAGUGUUAAAUUAUCACAAAGGCGCAAUCCCACUCUCUAUUUUUGGAAAUGAAGAGCCAGAAAGUGAUGGUUCUUCAGAUGUUCAAGAUGUGUGUACAUACCAGUCGACUUCUGAACAAAGGAAUAAUCAUACUUCUACCACAGUUAUAUCUAUCAGUGAUCUUAUCUCAAACUUAUACAGCCAAACUGAGCAGAUUUCUUCGAUAAGCACUGUCCAAACACCAAGUAAAACUCGGUUGAGCCUCUCCAAUGCAGUUUCCAGUCCCAAUCGAGUAAAUGAUGAUGAUCAUCUCGAUCAUGACUCAUGGGAUUUUAAGGAUGCCUCCCAAACAAGAUAUGACUCUGAGGUAUCUCUGUAUAGUGUUGGAAAUACACAUCUGAGUGUUUCUUCCAGGCGGAAGCUGAACAACCAUUUGGAUUUCUAUUCUAAAUUAAAGGAAGAGUUGUGCUUUGUCACUAAAUGCCAAAUUGAAAGCCUAAAGCAAGCUCGAGGUAAUGCUGCUCUUUCUGGUGAAGAUGCAGGGAAUAGUGAAUUCCAGUUGGUCUCUCAGGAACUUGAACAAAUGGACGUCUUUCUUGAAGAAAGCAAUUCAGGGGAUGACCCUUCACGAGAUAGUUAUCUGAAGGAAUUUGUUGAUGUUUUGCUGGAACCACAGUUUCAAGUACUUGAGUCAGAGUAUCACUUAUCACAGAAGUUGUUAUUGGCGGAGAAGGAUUUGACAUCAGCUAUGGAACUUUUAAGACAUACAACUGCAAUGCUUAAGAUUUUAAACAUAGGAACAUUGGAGGAACAAAGGAUGUAUGUUUCCAUGUGGUCUAAGAUGAUUUCUGUCUGCACACAAGAGUUAAAGCAUGGUGCCUCGAUUUGGAAUCAAGCAGCGGAGAAGCAUGUCCAAACUCAGUUUCUAUCUGAUCCUCAAGGAAGGAAGUUUGUUUUAGCCCUUGGAGAGAUAUACAGGGUGGUGGUGAUUCUUGGAGCUUCAGCCAAACUUUUCAAGCCUUGGGUUUUAUCAUGUUCAGUGGACUCACCAACCGUCUGUGCUCUUCCAGAGGAAUGCCAUGCUUUGUGGUCAACUUCAGGGCUUGAAGAAGCAUUUUUAAGUGUAUCAGGGCCAACUGCUUCGAAUAAUACAUCAUUAUUGAGUUCCAUCAAACACAUCCUUGGUCUUGAUGCACUUGUACUUCAAAACCAUGUUUUCAUGGGAAAGAAAUCUUUGUGUCGGCUGUCGAUGCUGACUGCAGAAGUGGCACCAGGCAUGACGAUGGUAAUGUGGGGAAACAAGGAGUAUUUCGUGACUCUUGCAAAUCUGUGGGCAAACUUGAUAAGCCAUAAUCCUCCAGAGUUACCACAGUUGAACCUUGUUUAAUAAGGAGAAGUAAGUGGAAAUCCCAUGUCACUAAUCUCUUUCUAGAGUGUCUUAUUAGAUGUGUGCUCGAGCUCUGCCGAUCCAUACAGGGAACGCCAAGGGAAACUUUACCGGGCUUCCCUUUAAUAGCUUCCCUGUGAUUACUUUUUCAUGAUAAGACAUGUCACGUUAUUGGAGCCAAUAUGUGCUUUUCUGCCGCAUUCACAUUGCACCGGGUCAACAAACUGCAGAAUGAAGAUAUGAGUUUCUGAGAUGGUUUUGUCCAGAAAAAGAGAUUAUUUUGUUUCAUUACUUUUCUCUUCUGUUUGGUAUUCUUUUCCGUAGGUUUUAGAGUAUUGUGAAUGUAGUGAUUUUGUUGUAUAAGUGUGUAGUUUCUGUACAAGUUGACUACGGGUGCCAUUCGCGCACAAUUUUUUCAUUAUUAGACCUGUCAAGGUUAUACCACUAAAGUAGACUACAACAUUCAUCUUUCUUUUCAAUAUAUAUAUUUUCAGACUGUCA